Molecule: messenger RNA, 1403 nt
Organism: Hevea brasiliensis (rubber tree)
Lineage: Eukaryota; Viridiplantae; Streptophyta; Magnoliopsida; Malpighiales; Euphorbiaceae
Product: xanthohumol 4-O-methyltransferase-like
Exons: 3
Coding region: 122-1195 (357 amino acids)
Biological process (GO): methylation
Molecular function (GO): protein dimerization activity; S-adenosylmethionine-dependent methyltransferase activity; O-methyltransferase activity
Source: RefSeq, a predicted model, not a curated record
UCAACACAAUGGAUUCAGGGAAUAUCACAUUCUUGUGUAACCUCCCGCGUAAUCUUUGUAAUUAACUCAUUAAUAGCUAUUUCUUCUUCUCCGGACGGUCUCUUUUUAGAGGAAGAGUGAAAUGGAAAGGCAAGAGAUAGGGUUUACAGAGGACAUGCUGAGAGGACAAGCCACCAUAUGGCAGUACAUAUUUGGCUUUGUGGACGGCAUGGCCCUCAAGUGUGUCCUGCAGCUUGGCAUUCCUGAUAUAAUAAACUCCAAUGGCCGUCCAAUGACGCUAUCCGCCAUUGCUAAAGCCAUCAACCACCCUCAUUCCCUGGACACUGAUCACCUCUCGCGGGUCAUGGCACUGCUAGUCCGCAAAGGAAUCUUCAGUUCAAGUCCAGCCCCAGAUGGCGGUGACACUCUCUAUGGCCUCACCAACUCUUCCAUGUGGCUACUAAGCAAUUCAGAGAUGAGUCUUGCCCCUUUUUUGCUGUUACAGCACCAUCCAUGGACGUUAGAGUCUUGGCAUUACAUCACCGACGUCGUUAAGGCAGGAGGUAAAGGGUUUACCAAGUCUCAUAAUGGUCAAGAUUUCUUUAAGGUUGCACCAGCCAAUCCUGAAUUCAGUAAUUUAUUCAACAAGGCUAUGGCUGGGGCAUCCAAGAUCAUUGUGGAAGCUGUGAAGACAAGCUAUAAAGAGGAUGGGUUCAAUGGAAUAGAAACGCUUGUGGAUGUUGGAGGCGGCAUUGGAGCAAUGGUGAGUGAGAUUGUGAAGGCACAUCCCCAUAUAAAAGGCGUCAACUUUGAUCUUCUAUUUGUGGUGGCUGAGGCACCAGAUUAUGUCGGUGUCACCCAUGUUGCCGGCGAUAUGUUUAAAAGCAUUCCACAAGCUGAUGCCCUUCUCUUGAAGUGGAUAAUGCACAGUUGGAAUGAUGAAGAUUGCAUCAAAAUCUUGAAAAAUUGUCGAGAAGCUUUAUCAGAUAAGAAGAAAGGAAAGCUUAUAAUCAUCGAUACAAUUUUAAGCCCAGAAGGGAAUGACCUGUUCGAUGACGCAGGAGUGAGAUUUGAUCUGUUGAUGAUGACUCAAAUCAAUACCAAGGAAAGGAGUGAGGCACAAUUUAAAAUUUUGCUCAAGGAAGGAGGCUUUCCUAGCUUUAAGAUUAUCAAAAUUCCAGCCCUAGUUUCAAUCAUUGAGGCUUAUCCCCAGUAGGUAGUGAUCUCCUUGGAUAGUGUCCUGAAUUUGAUAUAAUACCAUAUCAAACUUGUGUGUUUUCUAUUUAUUGUCAACAAUUUGGCGUGCGAGUGUGUAGUCUCUCCCUCCCUUAACUAUCUCUUCAACUUGUUCUGUAAUUUGAUAAAACUUGAUACUUCGUUUUGUGUUGUAUUCAAAUUGAAUCCUUUUUGUGUUUUUGUUUAUA